Vitis riparia (riverbank grape) is the source of this 2339-nucleotide messenger RNA. Its product is annotated as arabinosyltransferase XEG113. The record is from RefSeq and is a predicted model, not a curated record. Bases 166 to 2082 code for a protein of 638 amino acids. The transcript has 13 exons. Lineage: Eukaryota; Viridiplantae; Streptophyta; Magnoliopsida; Vitales; Vitaceae. Gene Ontology annotation, molecular function: arabinosyltransferase activity. Gene Ontology annotation, cellular component: Golgi apparatus. Gene Ontology annotation, biological process: cell wall pectin biosynthetic process.
GUAUGUAAAAGCAUAAAUGGCUGGUGGUCGCUGGAGUUGAUGGUGGUGGAGAGUUGACUCGGCCGAUUCUACAAAAUUAUCAUUCAAAGAGGCUCAACACAACACCAUGAAUGAUUUCUGAAACCCUAUUUGGAGUUGGGAGUGAGGUGGUGGGUGAAUGAGAAAAUGGGUUGGAUUCCAUUCCACGACGCUGCAAAUUCCAAGCCUCUCUUCUUGACCAUCUACGCCACCGUCAUUGUUGGCAUCGUCUUCUCCUCCUUCUACGUCUUCUCCGCCAUUUACUCCGCUGACUCCUCCACUUGGUUCUCCUCCUCCUCCUCCUCCUCCUCCUCCUCUGCAUCAUCUCUCAUUCAUGUCGAUCAAGGACCCAAUGUUUCUCAACGAACAGAUUGGGGUGCAGUGCCAGCGCCUCCACCUAAAUCACCCAAAUCUCAAAACAUGUGGACGAGGCCUAUCUGGGAGGCUCCCCCUCGAGGUGAAAAAAGGCCCUCUUUGAAGGCCUUUCAGUUGACAAAGACACUGGUAGAGCAAAGGGUGAAGGAUAAUGUCAUAAUAGUGACGUUUGGUAAUUAUGCAUUCAUGGAUUUUAUCCUCACUUGGGUUAAGCACUUGACUGAUCUGGGUAUCUCCAAUCUUCUUGUUGGUGCAAUGGACACCAAGUUAUUGGAGGCAUUGUAUUGGAGAGGUGUUCCAGUCUUUGAUAUGGGCAGCCACAUGAGCACAAUAGAUGUUGGAUGGGGAACACCAACAUUUCAUAAAAUGGGGAGAGAAAAGGUUAUCCUGAUAGAUGCUCUCUUGCCUUUUGGCUAUGAGCUACUGAUGUGUGACACAGACAUGGUUUGGUUAAAGAACCCGCUUCCAUAUUUGGCACGUUUUCCUGGAGCAGAUGUCUUAACUUCAAGUGAUCAAGUUGUACCAACAGUUGUUGAUGAUCGCUUGGAUAUUUGGCAACAAGUUGGUGCUGCCUACAAUAUAGGAAUUUUCCACUGGCGACCAACAGAUUCUGCAAAAAAAUUGGCAAGAGAGUGGAAAGAGAUGCUUCUAGCUGAUGAUAAGAUAUGGGAUCAGAAUGGGUUCAAUGACCUUGUACGCAGGCAAUUAGGCCCAUCUGUUGAUGAGGACAGUGGACUCGCAUAUGCUUAUGAUGGAAAUCUCAAGCUGGGACUUUUGCCAGCUAGUAUAUUCUGUAGUGGGCAUACUUAUUUUGUGCAGUCCAUGUAUCAACAACUCAGACUGGAGCCAUAUGCAGUGCAUACUACAUUCCAGUACGCUGGUACUGACGGAAAGCGUCAUAGACUUCGGGAAGCGAAGGUUUUCUAUGAUCCACCAGAAUAUUAUGAUUCACCAGGAGGUUUCUUGACAUUUAAGCCUUCUAUUCCAAAGAGCCUGUUGCUGGAUGGGGAGCAUAAUCUUGAAUCACAUUUUGCUCUCAUUAAUUACCAAAUGAAACAAAUACGUACAGCGCUUGCUAUUGCUUCAUUAUUGAAACGUACACUGGUCAUGCCUCCAUUAUGGUGCAGAUUGGAUAGGUUAUGGUUUCCACAUCCUGGAGUUCUUGAGGGGUCUAUUACUAGACAACCUUUUCUCUGCCCUUUGGACCAUGUAUUUGAGGUAAAUGUGAUGUUGAAAGAAUUCCCGGAGGAUGAAUUUGGCCCUGGGAUCAAUAUUAGAGAAUACUCUUUCUUUGACAAUCCACUAAUGCCCAAACAGGUGAAAGAUUCAUGGCUUGAUGUUCAACUUUGUCGAGAAGGAUCCCCAGGUUGUAAUGUAACAAACAAUACAAGUUCACUAGGAAUAAGACUUCCAAAGCACAGCACUGAAGAAACGUUCAAAUCAGUAUUCUCAUUAUUCAAGGAUGUCAAAGUCAUCCAAUUCUCAACGAUGCAAGAUGCUUUCCUCGGUUUCACUGACAAGAAAACGGAGGAAAAAUUCAGAAAACGGGUGAAGCGGUAUGUUGGUAUUUGGUGCUGCGUGAAGGGUAGUGAUCCGGGUCACAUAUAUUAUGACAUGUACUGGGAUGAGAAACCCAAUUGGAAACCAAUCCCACCUCAAGCUUCUGAGGAUGAUCAUCCACCCUGGUGAUGAAAUCUAACCAACCACACACACUGUUGUAGCCUAGAAGAGGGCUGUAUUUUAUGUUGUUGAACAGGAUACAUAAUCUAAUCAUUGGUAUAGAAGAGAGCAGAUGUCUUUGUAUACCAGUAAUGAGAAAAUUUUGGACUUGUUUAUUCCAAGAUGAUUAAGAAAAGGAAUGUGGAUGUGAGGCCUUUCUCAGGUUCUAUGUAAAACUUAUAUUCAUUUGAUAUCCGGAGUUUGCUUUUGUACAUUCAUUGAAACAA